AUGCUCUCGCGUAUAGUAGGAGUAGACACCCUCGACCUCCUGCGCCAGGAUGGCGGCACGGUGGACAUCACCACCGCUCUCCAAGGGAAGAAGUAUCUGCUGUUGUACUUUUCCGCCAGUUGGUGUCCUCCGUGUCGACUGUUCACCCGACAGCUAGCGAAUUUUUACGAGUCAUUUCAUACGAGUCACUGCUUUGAAGUUAUCUUCUUUUCACGAGACCGUGGUGAGAGCCCCAUGCGGGCAUACUUCUACAACCAAAAAUACAGUCGCCUGGCUCUUCGUGGCGGGGAGGGUUCACACGGUGAUUGGCUUGCGGUGCCGUAUGCACAGGCGAAGACGCUGGGAUUGACACUGAUGCAGAGGUACGCGGUCCAUGGUAUUCCGACGUUGCUCCUGUUUGACCUGGAAACCGGGGAGCUCUUGACACGGAACGCACGGAACUUAGUGGCGCGGAACUUGGAUACAGCGGAGGGAUUCCCAUGGGCUGGUGAUACAGGCGGGGAACUCAUGAAGGGACCUCCCUGGUGUGAGUUGCUGCUACUGCUUAUCACGGUUGCGGUGCUGUAUUACUUGUGGCAAUAA
Molecule: messenger RNA, 582 nt
Organism: Trypanosoma rangeli
Lineage: Eukaryota; Euglenozoa; Kinetoplastea; Trypanosomatida; Trypanosomatidae
Product: tryparedoxin
Exons: 1
Coding region: 1-582 (193 amino acids)
Source: RefSeq, a predicted model, not a curated record